Saccostrea echinata is the source of this 657-nucleotide messenger RNA. Its product is annotated as cytochrome c oxidase subunit 5B, mitochondrial-like. NCBI's taxonomy places the organism in Eukaryota, Metazoa, Mollusca, Bivalvia, Ostreida, Ostreidae. Gene Ontology annotation, cellular component: mitochondrial envelope. The record is from RefSeq and is a predicted model, not a curated record. The transcript has 4 exons. Gene Ontology annotation, biological process: mitochondrial electron transport, cytochrome c to oxygen. The coding region runs from base 33 to 542 and encodes 169 amino acids.
UUUUUCAUUAUGAUUGAUUGUUAAGUAACAACAUGGCUACAACCUUGUGUCGUUUUCUGAGAAAGACGAUUGUAAACGCAUCUAGAGUUCCCACAGUAUACGCUCAUACACUGUCACAGACAACAGAAACGAAGCCAGUGGAUAAGUCAGAAAAUCAGAAAGAUACGCCCAUUUCUACAUCUCAAGGAGACCAAGCACCUGCUGAAAUCGACAGCGUUUACCGUGCAAAUGCAGAUGUUCAUGGCCCCAUUCCAGAGUUUACUGGGUUUGCCUUAGGUUUAGAGCAGUACGAAAUGCUAACAGCUGAAGAAACAAAGGAUGUAUUUUCAACAGGAGUGAUACACAUGACGCCUCAAUAUGGGCAGCAUGAAAACCCUUAUGUGAUACCAUCAACCAAGGAAAAAAGGCUUAUUGCUUGUCUUUGUGAUGAAGACUCGAACACUUUAGAAUAUAUGUGGCUACAUAAAGGGGAACCACAAAGAUGUUUAUGUGGAAUAUUCUUCAGGUUGGAAGAAGUUGAUGCAUUUGGAGAUCCCAAAUGACCUUAGAAUUGUUUUCAACUGUAAAUAUAAAUGUGCAAAAUUACACAAUUUAUUUAUCAUUGUUUAUGUUCAAACUUGUACCUGUUUUUUAAAAAGAAUAAAAACUUAAAAAUUC